AUGGGUUACGUUGUGCACUUCUGCCGACAAACGUUUGUUACAUAUUUUGUUUCCGCUUUAGCUAUGCGAAAACAUUCAUUCAAAUGGGCGAAUUAUGCAUUGAUUGCCCAAGUUAUUUUAGUAUGUUUUGCUAUUAUAAUUGUUGGGAUUGAUGGAGACUUCAUUCGAAACUCUGCCUACGUUGGUUUAUCAAGUGUAACAGCUUACACAAAAUAUCAAAUUUUACAAGCUCAAAUUGCAUUUGCUGUCAUUAUGAUGUUUCUUGGACUUGUUUAUAUUGCUAUCUAUCUCUAUGGAACACGUAGAUCGAAAAUGGCUUCUGGCAAGGCUUGA
Didymodactylos carnosus is the source of this 333-nucleotide messenger RNA. NCBI's taxonomy places the organism in Eukaryota, Metazoa, Rotifera, Eurotatoria, Philodinida, Philodinidae. The record is from the annotation of a GenBank genome assembly.